AUGACUAAUUCACCCGCAGUAGCAGCAUUAGUGAAUGAUGAAUCUAUCUGGGAUUCUACAGAAGAAGACGAAUCAGUAGUAAUUGCUGAUCAUGAUGAAGUUGCCAUCAAUGGUGAUCAAGAAAGAGGGAAUGAAGGGUUGAAUCCAAACAAUAAUAAUAAUAAUGAAUGGUCCUAUGAUGUCAAUUCAGUACCCUGUUUAUCAUUCAAUAAAGAUGUUAUCGUAUAUGAUAAACGACAAAAUAUUCCGCAACAUUCAUCACGUAGUUCUUUGUAUAAGAUAAAUGAAGCUGACAAUACAUCUGAUGCUCAUUUGUCAAGACAUAAUGACUUAGAAAAUAAACCAGCUGAUUGUAUCCAUGACUCGCGUGAUGCGUUGCCAUAUUGUCAACCGCCACAUAAUCCAGUAGAAAUGGAUUGUCAUGAGAAAAUGCAUCAUUUAGAAAAGAAUUAUAUACACAGUAGUUGGAAUUGUUAUCUAAAUUCUUCACAAAUUGAAUAUUUACCAAUACCAGAUGCUAAAAUGGAACCAAUAGCUGAACGAGCACACAAUAAAAUUCACCAUGGUCUACGUGAAGCAUGUUUAGCACUGGGGAUUGUUUUUACAACGAUCACGUUAAUUUGUAUUGAACUUUUGCGUAUCAUUACAUUGACGAUCGUGAAACCAUUUUUACAAUUUCUACGUUUUCUAUCUCAUUUAAUUAUUAAUUAUUUCUGUGAUAUUAGUUAUAUACUGAGUGCACAUUGGGAACGAUUUAUUUAUCCAAUUAUUAAUUCAUGGGCUGCAUAUUCACAAGAUGUUGUUGUCCCAGUGAUACGUGAAUUUCGUCCAAUACACAUUAUAGUACAACAACAACAUCACCAUCAGCCGCAACACAAACAGCAACACCACAACCAGCAGCAGCUGCCGACGUAUUCAGACAAAGUGAUACAACAGUGUUGA
Molecule: messenger RNA, 942 nt
Organism: Trichobilharzia regenti
Lineage: Eukaryota; Metazoa; Platyhelminthes; Trematoda; Strigeidida; Schistosomatidae
Source: the annotation of a GenBank genome assembly